Molecule: messenger RNA, 6902 nt
Organism: Trichogramma pretiosum
Lineage: Eukaryota; Metazoa; Arthropoda; Insecta; Hymenoptera; Trichogrammatidae
Exons: 3
Coding region: 956-1537 (193 amino acids)
Source: RefSeq, a predicted model, not a curated record
UUGUCAUCACGAUAUAUAUACAUAUAUAAUAGCGAGAACAGAGCUAAAGCCAAAAUAAAUAAAACAUAUUUUAACGUCUCUCUGCGAUUGCGUAUCACAUUGCGAAAUAAAGCAGGAAGCUAUUGACGAGGCGAUUUUCCGCAUACUAUCCAACGCGCACGUUGAUCUGUCACAUUGCAAGUAGGUGGAAAAUAGCUCGUCUAUGUGGUUUCUCUUCCAGUGUGGGCUUUCUGAUUCAUUCGCAAACGCGAACGCAGAAAACGAGUGUGUAUAAAAUAGUAGCAGUAGCAGCAGCAGCAGCAGCAGCAUCAGCAACAGCAGACGCAGUCAAAGCCGCAGCAGCAGCUAUAGCACUUUGGAGGCCAGACUAGUGUGAGAGAGUUCUCGAUUUGACGCGAAAGCGAGAGGGAGAAAGAUCGAGAGAGAAACAAAAAGUCAAAUUGAGCAGUUGGCUGCAGCGCGCUUGUGUUUACGGAACUACUGCUGUAACAACGACACUUGGAUUACUUGGUUUUGUGUGCGCGCAGCCUAGAGCUCGCACUGCUAGAGCCGAUAUCUAGCACACGGAGAGCGAGCGAGAGAAGCAGCAACUACGGCCACGGCUAGCAAGGCAUCGUCGUCUCUGCGGGGUACGCUUGGGCGCCACAAAACGGAUCGACGAAACGAAGCGCCAUCGUGCGCUGGAGCGACAAGGCCCAGCCAGAUCUGCAGCUACAGCGGCAGCACUAGGAGUUGGACAGUCCAAGUGCCGGUAUUCAAGAGUCGGUGACCAAACGCGAUCGACCUCCAACUGCCGGCUCUUAGGCCACUUCGUCAGGCUUGCAUCGAGGACUUGUUAUUGCCUAGUCAUCGGACACGAAUCGAGCGGACGUUGCUCUAACGUCUACUGUACGCGUUCAUUUCCCAUAAGUUCAGUGCAGUACUCGCCGGCGACGGUUAAAUCGAACAAGUCGAGAUGGCGUUCAUGAUGCCAGUGGUCAAGAACGAGUGGGAUAUCUACAAGACCAACCGUAGCAGGCGCUCGUCCGAGUGUUCGAAUCCUCAGGCGUGUCGAAGCAGAAAGACUAAUGUGAUUUUGACCUCGGGUCAUGUGCUAACACAUUUCGGAGUGCUCCAAGUCGGAAGGCCCGUCGUUGUCAACAUCGCCGGGUUCGGAUUUUCUAACGUCACCGGCGCACCGGUCGGUGCCCAUAAACAGCCGCAUAUCAAGAACUUCGUCUCGCGCGUCCCAGAACUCGCUCCAAUCGCCGAGCAAAAGUACUGGCUCCUCGCCACCAAAGACCGGCAGCUCGGGCUCGUUAAACAAGUUUCACAACCGGCUCGUGGACAAGCUCAAGCGCUCGCUGAGGCGGGCCGAGGACAGCUCCGACGACCAGCGCAACCUGUCGUGAAAAAAUCAAGGGGUUUUGGGCCGACCGCCCCCGUACGGCUCGAAACCGCUGGACGUCGCGACGGCCAGGCGCACCUCGGCACCGCAGCCGAUCUCGAGCAGCGCAGCGUCGAGUCGCGCCGCCGCUAUCAGUACGAGCGCCGAUGACGAGCAGGAGGACGACGAGGUGGACCAGGUCGACGACGACGAAGUCGACUUGGACGACUAUGUCGACGACGUCGACGACGUGCCGGUGGACGACGAGGCUUACAGCGGCCUCAGUCGCGCUUACCUAGAGAAGCUCGCCAUCGACAUCGAUCCGAAGCGUCGCAACAACAACGACAGCAACAAAAGCGUUUGGCAGCGGUAGCCUGAUCCGCUCGCUGCUAGUCAACGAGGCUUCCGAGAGCUCGUUUCGCGCUCGGUCUCCUCCCGAGGCGGCUGCCCCGCAAAGACGCCUCGUCGAUGGCGUCCUUGGCUCGUGGGCCUCUCCGCUCUCUCUCCGUUUCUCUCUCUCGCGCGCGUCAAGGCCAUCCUGGUGCGACGCAAAAACGGCGUCGGCUGACCGAACGAGUGGCAAAACAGUGAAAAGUCUGUGCCUGUCCGUCUGCCUCGCGGAUGAGAGCGCGCUGCGAUCGCGCGACCUCGUGCACGCCGGAUCGCCCACGGUCUUGUUAAAUCACGCACUGCACGCAUUGAGGACGCCACGCGCUGGAGCAAAGGUAAUGAUGCUUCCUUCACUCAAUACUGUCUGGAUGAUACAUCACUAAGAAGAAAGACCGUCGAUGAGAGAUAUAAAAAUGGUUCUCCACCAUCCGACGGGCAAAACGAGAGGGUUCAGGUGUCUCUGUGUCUGUCGCUCCCAAAUUUUUCUUUUGGCUUGGGGACGCAUCUAACUAUCGUCAGACCAACUACCGCCGUUAACCGCAACCACUACAACCAAUGUUCAACCAACCAUCACCAACCACCACCACAGCCACAGUCCCAAUUUGAUUCGCGAGCGAGGCCGCGUCGAACCAUAGGUUUAUGCACAAAGUCACGCCGUUUUUGUCCUUCCGUCGUUUAGCUGUCAGGUCGUUUGCUAGAUCGAACAAAGCGAAGCAAAAACAAAAACCCAACAACAUUCGACGCUAGGUCAGGACGUCCAAUGUCCAACUUGGUAGCAAUAUCAGCUAGGCCGACAAAGGACAAAUUCCACACUACGAGCUGAAAGCGUGUGUGUUUAGGUGUGCGUGUUUCUUCUCGUCAAAUUCUCAGAUAUACCAGCAACCGAGAAGAGCACCGAGCUUAAAUCGAUCGAUAAUCGCAUAUUCCUCUCGCGACUUUCGCUCGCAUCGAUCCAACGAUCGAUCGAAUUGUCUUCGGUUGCACAUUUGGUCUGUGUUCAGGCGAGAGCAACGACAAAAUUCAAAUGGCACUUCGACAAAGGCUCUCGUCCACGAUAUCCAAGCACUAUUAUCUCUUCUCGUACGCGCAGUAUUAAAAGCCUAUUAUCAACGAUUUUCUCGCCGCAGAGUGCCGAUAUCGCCGUUUCCUGAAAGUGCUUCAUCGUCAAAAAAAAGAAUAACAUCUGGUUCAAACACCUCAGUACGUGUUUUUUCUAAUGCACGCACGCAGUCUCUCCUGUAGUGGCGAUAUUUUCUGCCCACAUCUAAAUACGCAACUUUGCAGACGUAUAUAUAACGAAAUAUAGAGCGUUGUUACAUAAAUAUGCGAAUGAUCUAGGCGUCUAUAUCUAAGUAACCGACUGAGAAUUCAUCCGAGACGUAGUUCAGUGACACUUAGGGGCGUUAACUUACACGGAAAAAUUGUUCGUAAAAAAUAUUAAUCAACAUAGUUAAGUAUGCGUAAUACAGGCACAUAUUAUACUUAAACGUAAUAUGUGGACGAUUCAAUAAUGAUAAAUGUUAUAAUCAUCCGUUUUACUGAACAAAUUUCAACUAAGCUUUAGAUAUUAAUGCAGAUAUGUAAAAUGUUUGUUCGUUCGUUCGGUGUACUUGGGUCUUUUAGAUGUACUUAUUUCUGAAAUAAUAAAGCAAGUAAUUUAAGGCUAAGACAAUUUCACAUAACUAGUUUUCUCGGAUAAGAUGAACUAGCUUCAAAUGGAUUCUCAGUCGCAGUUGUCGUUGCGAUAAUCUAAGGGACGUUGGAAUGAAGGAGUGUUGCGAUGAUACAAAAAAAAGUUACACAAUCUCACUAGCUUGAACCUUACCAGCAUCACCGAUCAAUUUUUAUGAAAAAAGUACAUUUGUUUUUUCAUGAGUUUUCAAUGAGCAUCUCAAUAAAUUGAGCAAUAUUUUCAAAUACACGCAUAUGUACUGGCAGCUGUUUCUAUUGACAAGUUCUAGAGUGAUGUUAUUAAAGUUCAAGGUAAAAUGCGAUGUAAGCGAACUAAUUUAGCGUAGGAGAAUCAGAUUUUUCAAAAAAGUUAAAUAAAUCUGCUUGCCUAUCAACUGAAUUUUGUUUUAUUUUUUUUUCAUUAUGGGAUUUUCAUAGUAUUGAAGAUCGCGCAAGUAUUGAUUAAGACGCGAGACUGAAAAAAAUUUAUUUAUUAGAAAAAAUCAUAAAGAACUAUUAAACUUUUAGUUUAGAAUGAGAGAAUGUUUCGAAGGAAUCAGUUAGGCAUUAACAAAGUGACGCGAUCCUAUGAAACUAGAGCCUGCUUAAUUAUAGACAGAUAGAGACUUAUCUAAGUAUUCAUAAGCAGCGUUUCGUGCUUUCAAGUACUUAUAUAUGUGUAUGAAUUAAAUGUAUGUAUACGAAUGACCAAAUCGUACAAAAAUCACUCACUCGUACAUGAAAAUUUCAAACCUAUCUUAAAUUUUGAAGUGUACAUUAAAAAUGUGCACCGAGUCGCUUUUAUUACGGUCUCUGAGCGUGAAACAGUCAAUCAGACGAAUUCAACUUGCACAUCAUCAAUUCGACUCAGUCUUGAGACAGCAGCUUCGAACAUCGUUUAUCGAUAAAAGACGUAUUAGUCAUCUUAUCGUUGCUCGGAGCACGCGAUGCGCACUCGCUAGAAACGUGAUUGUACGGUGAAUUUUUUUGACAGCUUGACGAAGACGUCCUCUGCUUGUGAGUGCUUUUUGUACGAGAGCAGUUACGUAGGUGAGAGCAGUCUUAUGCGAGAGUGUGUGUGUAUUGGGACGUGAAUAUACAUUCGUUUGCGCGCCGAAAAUCGUAUCUUUUCUUGGCUUCUCCGAGCCUGAGAGCCGAGCAGCGCAGCUCGAUUUCACAUCAAUUGGCGCUCUUUCUUUCUUUCUCCGCCGCAUGGAGAAGAAAAGAAAGGCGCGGGAAAGCGAAUGUCGAAAAAAGAAAAAAAAGGAACGAAACAAAGGAGUUAACAAAAAAUUAAUAGCCGAGCUGCUCUGAUAAGAGAAAUCGUACAUGUAUGCGGAUUUGGAAGAAGCUCAUGCGAUAUUUGACGCAUCAAUAACUGUCAUUGUUGGUGGACUCGGUUACGCAUUAGUCUCUUUUAUGCAAGGUAACAGUUUUGCGUUCGCGAUUGUUCGGCAAAUGGUAUUGCCGCGAUUGUUAUUAUUCGUGGAUCUUUUGAGUCACGCGCGCGCCGCCACCGGCUUACGUGAGCGCACAUCGUCGCGGUGGCACCGACGUUUCGCCGAACGGAUUCGUUUCUAGCAAUUGUGAUAAAUAACGAGCACAAAGAAGAGAAAAAAAAGUCACAAACGAGUUUGUCCGCGCUCGAGUUCGAAAUCGUCACAUUUUCCAGUACGAAAAUCUUCGCAACUGAGAAUUGCGCAACAACGUCGGUGAUUUGUUGCGUCAACUAUUGCAGGUGAAAAGAGAGGAAAAAAACAGCGUAUUAUUGCGUAUAGAACUGUUCGAUCUCGCACUCGUCGCAGAGUGAAUUUUUUCGAAUACUUUUAAUUCGCCUACAUACACUUAUUUAGCUAUUUAUUCAAGAAUGCGUGCUAUUAGUCGAUUAUUAGUAUGGCUAAAAGUCGAGCGAAACGGACAGGUGAUUAGAAAUCGCGGCCAGACUCAUUUAAUCAAUGCACUCGAACGAAUUAGCGACUCACCCCUCGAUUGUCCCUCGAAAAAGCUCCAAAUAUAACGCUGACUCGUUCGAACAUUUCCGCUUUGACGUUCCGCUUUGGCAAAAUUUAAGGUCAUUUUUUCUGACGAUCAGAGUUUAACAAUAAGUAACUAUUUUCUCAUGAUUUGAAAGAGACAUAAGAAAAGAAUUAAGGAGAGGUAGGAGAUGGACCUUCGCCUAUUGAGUAGUUUUCCGUCAAAUCGUUUGCUUGUGUGUUUGUUGUGACAGUUUGAAAUACUUUUGCCAUUUGAUUCUUUUGCAAAGUUCCAGUUUAUUCCAAGGCUUUGCUUUAUUCCGUGAUGAGUAUGAUGGAGCUGUAGCAAUCACUGCAGAGCACCAUACUUGUCUUGGGCGAAAAGCUCGAAAGCUCGAAUAGGCUCUCGGAAAUUUUACAAACGACCAAUCGAAAGGGUUAAGUAUUUAGCUCUAUCCCGAUAAACGUGGCGAGAUGAACGACUUUUGACGGACUUAUCAAUCGAUCGGUGAAGAUCAGCUCUGUCGUCUCCUUAAAGUUUUGUAAAAUUUUUUAAAAGUAAUAUUUUUAUAAAAAAUUUGAUUUGAUGAACUUUUUUAACGAAGGCAAACACUUCGAACUCGAGGCUUUUGGCUAUCAUUUAUUUCGCACGUCUUUUUCGGCAAUUGUUGUUGACGCGGCAAUAUUUGGAAAAGGCCGAAUUAUGAAUCGGCAUCGAGCUCUGGGUUCGAGUGUUCGCCUUACAUGUAAAUAUUUAAUAGAAAUUCUUAAAUUUGCAGCAGCUCGCUCACGCAAUGCUCAACGUACAUUGCACACAGCGGUUUCGAACGUCAAAACCACUUUGAUUUUUUUUCAGAGGAAAUUCGACCGGCAAAAAUAGUAAGCUUUGACACAUCACCUGCCGCUGGCUUUUCCUUUCGGUAAAAUAAUUUUUUUCUACUCUUCGAACAAUCGACAAAUAUUAUAUGAGAAAAAAGAAAAGAGACGUUUGAGCUUUACGAAAAUGCAAAAAAUAAAUCUUUUAAAAUCUUGAAAGCAACAAAUAUUAAUUGAUAUAAAUGAAUACUGUACGUGUAUAACUCUGUGAUAUCAUAAGCGAUAAGAUAGAAUUAUUUUGCAUUAAUCAAACACUAUAAGAAAAAGUAACGAGAUGCAGAAAACUUCGAACAGCUAGAGUUGUGUCUGCACUGAGAAAGAAAUAUUUUUUAAAUUCAAAUUGUGAUACUAAUUAUUUUAUUGAAUAAAUGUGAGAAUCUCUAUUUACAACGUACGAUCUUUUAAAUAAUUAUUCAAGGUUAACGCUAAAGUAAGUUAUUGAUACGGUAAUUGAUACGUUUAAUAAAGCAAUGGAAAAAAUUGUAUCUUUUUUUUAUUAUGAAAAUUAAUUUAGAAAAAAUUUAAAAAAAGUUAAUAAAUAAUUUUUUUCUUGGUGCAAAAUGACUUAUACGGUAAUAUAUGGCAAAAAUAAAGAAAGCGAAGAAACGCAAAAAUUAAUAUCAAAA